AAAAACCCUUAACAUAUAGACAAUAAUAAAAAGAAAUAAAUUGUUGCAGACCGGAUAUUAUAAUUGUACAACGGCAAAAUCCUGGAAUGUUUGGAAAUAUAGCUGGGACAGCUGCAGGCGUAGCUGCGGGUACGGUCAUUGGUGAUAAAAUUUCUGGUCGUAAUGAACCUACCUCAUCUCAUGAUGUUGCAGUAAAUAAUUCCGUUAAUCCCUGUAGAUACGAAGAAGAACAAAUUUUAAAUUGCAUAAAGGAUCAAACGGAUUUGCAAGCUUGUGAAUUGAUUAAAAAAACGUUCAUGGAUUGUAAACAUAAAUACAAUAUUAAAUGAAGACAAAUGGUCGUUGCAUAUAUGAAGACAAGAGAAAAAUAA
Polistes canadensis is the source of this 371-nucleotide messenger RNA. RefSeq names its product coiled-coil-helix-coiled-coil-helix domain-containing protein 10, mitochondrial-like. The record is from RefSeq and is a predicted model, not a curated record. Bases 87 to 329 code for a protein of 80 amino acids. The transcript has 3 exons. NCBI's taxonomy places the organism in Eukaryota, Metazoa, Arthropoda, Insecta, Hymenoptera, Vespidae.